Molecule: messenger RNA, 846 nt
Organism: Penicillium maclennaniae
Lineage: Eukaryota; Fungi; Ascomycota; Eurotiomycetes; Eurotiales; Aspergillaceae
Exons: 3
Coding region: 1-846 (281 amino acids)
Source: RefSeq, a predicted model, not a curated record
AUGAUUGACACUAGUCACCAGAAUACUGCACUAGGAAUCGUGGUCGCAUUUCCGAUUAUCGGCGGUCUUUCGAUUGUCUUGCGGCUUUGGAGUCGCUAUUUAAAGCGCUCUGCCCUAUCCGGUGGGAGCAAAUGUAUUGACGAAGGUGCCUUCUACGUGUCGACGGCGGCAUUGAAUCUUUUCACAGAUUGCUUGGUCCUUUCGAUCCCGAUCAUCAUUACCGUGAAAUUACAGAUGCCGAUCAGGAAGAAAAUUGCUGUCUGUCUGAUUCUAUGUCUGGGAGGAGUUGCGACCGCCAUUGGAGUCUGGCGUAUCAUCAUCCUUGCUCAAGCCUUCCUCUCGAAAACAGUCAGUCCAGACGCAACCUACUCGAUCGGUUUCUGCAGCUUCGCCAUUGAAGUAAACGUCGCCGUCGUCACAGCUUGCGGCCCAUCUAUGAAAGCCAUCGCGAACAGAUACCUACCCCGACUCCUCGGCACAUCACGGAAUGCAGGGACAUCGGGCUACGGAGCGGGAACGAGCGGCUCUCGCAAGUUCCCGGGAUCACGCAUGUUCUCAACUCACAAGGCAUCGCAGCUGCAAUCCGAUGCAGAGGAAAAUUACGAAAUGGCGGAUCCCCAUGGUGUAAACCGUGUGGAUAUAAAUGCCGCUCGCGACUUCGAUAUGCGCAAGUACAAGCACCACGGCGAUAGUCUUAGUAUCUCAAGGGGGAGUGAAGAUGGCGUUGCUGGUAUUUUGAAAACUACGAAUGUGACUGUUCGUUAUACUUCUGGAGAGGUCACGCCUACGCUGGACGAUAGCCGGUCGCGGGCCGAAAAACAUUCCAGUGUGGAUAGUUUGGUGUGA